This is a messenger RNA of Hippocampus zosterae (dwarf seahorse), 1217 nucleotides long. It is a transcript of the gene pex11g, whose product is annotated as peroxisomal biogenesis factor 11 gamma. The transcript has 4 exons. Bases 101 to 631 code for a protein of 176 amino acids. Gene Ontology annotation, cellular component: peroxisomal membrane. The record is from RefSeq and is a predicted model, not a curated record. Gene Ontology annotation, biological process: peroxisome fission. NCBI's taxonomy places the organism in Eukaryota, Metazoa, Chordata, Actinopteri, Syngnathiformes, Syngnathidae.
CGCAAGGCAGAGGCAGAUGCUUCGUCCCACAACCUCGGGAAAAGUCUGCUGCUGUUUUCUUCUCAGUUAAGCCACUGCAGGACGGUGCUGAGGCUGUUCGAUGAUAUGUCCAUGCUGGCUUACUCCUACAGUUAUGGAUUUGGAGCCAAGGUCUCCUUUUCUAUUUCUAAUGGAGAAAGAUGGAAUCACACGCUGGAUAUCGGUGCUUACAAAUGUAGCCGACCAGCUCUACUACCCGUGCGAACACGUGGCCUGGGCCGCUGAUUCUCACCUCCUUGGAGUGAAGUCUGACAGAUGGUGGGUCGUCAGCACGGUGCUGUGGGCAACCUCGUUGCUGCUCGGGACACUUAGGUCACUCCGAGUCCUGAUGCUGCUCAAGAGGGAGCUUAGGAAAUGUCACAAAGACGGAAGCAGCCACUGUCAAAUCCAUAGGCAGAUGCAGGCGGAACUGCUUUCGAUCCUUGGAUGUAUGGCAGACCUCGGUAACGCAAUCCACUGGAUGCCUCCUGGCUUCCUUUGGGCAGGACGAUUCCCUCCUUGGCUCGUGGGACUGAUGGGCACUAUGUCCUCUCUUGUUGGUUUGAUCAAGAUGAAAGAAGGAGACUUUGAUCAAACAUGCAGUGCUGAGUAAUGGAUGCUUUUGGUCAGCACGGAACCAUUCUUCCAUCCAUCAUAGUCUCUACAACAUUUCCUGGGCUGUCUCUGAGUGGGGCCCGUGGCACCUCACCGGGGAGGCGUCCCGGGGGCAUCCUUGCUCUGUUCUCGAGCAGUGUUGCCACACUUAUCAUGAAAAAGUAACUUAGUUACUUGAAUAAUUACUUAAGUUUAAAAGUAACUCAGCUACUGUACUUCCCUGGCUACUUGGUUUUAAAAGUAACUAAGUUUACACACACACAAAAAUACACACACACACACACACAUAUAUGGCAGUCUUUUCUUGACCUGACAUACGCUGGUGUUAAUACUGUAAUGGUAAAACAUAUUGUAUAUGUUUAUAAAUAUAACACAACUAAGCGACCUUCUGCAUUAGUUGCAGCCCUGCUUUGCACAACCUGUUGGGACUUUGUCAGCUUGCAAGUGUUUAGUGCUGAGAGGGAGGGGGUGAACAUUUUAUAUUUUUGCCUGUUAUCCUUGAAUGAGUUGCCGACAUUGUGUUUUGGGCUGUCAAAUCUAUUAAAAAGAUCAUUAAAUUUCAGAGAGAAUGUUCUAUAAUGGUU